CACCUUUCUUCGCAAAAAUAUCCGAUCGAUAUUUGAAAUAUCAGCCAUGAAGAUACUAGAUAUGCAUCACAGUUGAAGCUGUACCGCUCAGUCAUCUAAUGGAGCUUCAAAUCUUCCGCCCACCCUCUUUUGCAGGAACUAUGGUGUUUUUGGUUCGAAGCCGAGUUCAGCAAUGGAAGAAUCAAUGUAGAUUUAGUGCGAGCACUAUGCUUUCGGGGCAUAGAUUCUAUAGGUAUUCGGUAUCAAGGAGGAAAUGUGUCUCAAAAAGUACCAAAUCUUCGGUUUCUUGUUCUUAUAGCACCGAGAAGAACGAUGCUUUACCAUCCUUAAAACAGCUGAGUGAUGCGAAAGUGAUUUAUGCUGCGGCUCCUGCCCUGGGUCAUAACAAGGAGGCACAUCCGGAAUCCAGUGCUAGAGUUCCAGCAAUUGUGACAGCUCUUGAGCAGAUGGAGCUUACCUCAAAGUUUCGUGGCUCGGACGUCCUUGAACUUCAAAAUUUCCAUCUUGCUUCAGUUGAUGAUGUUGCCAGUGUUCACGCGAAGGCCUAUGUAUUUGGCCUUGAAAAGGCUAUGGACCAGGCUUCUGAGCAGGGUCUUAUUGUAAUUGAUGGUUCUGGACCAACAUAUGCUACUUCCACAACAUUCCAUGAGUCACUAGUUGCAGCUGGAGCAGGACUUGCCUUAGUUGAUUCAGUGGUUGCAGCAUCAAAGAACCAACUAGAUCCACCUACUGCUUUUGCUUUGAUAAGACCUCCAGGACAUCAUGCUAUUCCAGAAGGUCCCAUGGGUUUCUGUGUUUUUGGCAAUGUGGCUAUUGCAGCUCGUUAUGCUCAGCGUGUACAUGGAUUGAAGCGAGUUUUUAUUAUUGAUUUUGAUGUUCACCAUGGUAAUGGAACAAAUGAUGCUUUCUUUGAAGAUCCAGAUAUAUUUUUUCUUUCAACCCAUCAGGCAGGAAGCUACCCUGGCACCGGAAAAAUCGAUCAGAUAGGUAAAGGAGCUGGUGAAGGAGCAACACUUAAUCUACCUCUACCUGGAGGCUCAGGUGAUACUGCAAUGAGAACUGUUUUCGAUGAAGUCAUCGUGCCCUGUGCUCAAAGGUUCAAGCCAGAUAUAUUCCUUGUCUCUGCUGGGUACGAUGGUCAUGUAUUGGAUCCACUAGCCAACCUACAGCUCACAACAUCAACUUACUACAUGCUUGCAUCUAACAUCAAACAGCUUGCCAAAGAUUUAUGCGGUGGUCGAUGCGUAUUUUUCCUUGAAGGAGGAUACAACCUCAAGUCACUUUCGUAUUCUGUGGCGGACUCAUUCAGAGCAUUUCUUGGCGAGCCAAGUUUGGCAGCCGAGUUUGAUAACCCUGCGUAUUUAUAUGAAGAACCAUCCGACAGGGUGAAGGAAGCGAUCCAGAGAGUAAAACACAUACAUUCACUGUAACUGUACAUGUACCUAAAUCUUGAAAAGUAUAUAUCCAAA
This is a messenger RNA of Hibiscus syriacus, 1469 nucleotides long. Its product is annotated as histone deacetylase 14. Bases 99 to 1430 code for a protein of 443 amino acids. The record is from RefSeq and is a predicted model, not a curated record. Lineage: Eukaryota; Viridiplantae; Streptophyta; Magnoliopsida; Malvales; Malvaceae. The transcript has 9 exons.